Messenger RNA from Symbiodinium sp. CCMP2456, 2208 nucleotides. The record is from the annotation of a GenBank genome assembly. NCBI's taxonomy places the organism in Eukaryota, Dinophyceae, Suessiales, Symbiodiniaceae.
AUGGCCGUGAGAGGGAGAGGACGAGGAAUGGCGCACGAUGCCCCUCCGAAUCCGGGGCCGGAGGACGCUGUCCUUCGAGCAGUGUUGCAGCUUCAGGAGGACGGGGACCUCGCCAAGUUCCUGGAGGUGAAGUCAGACCUGAGCCAGGAAAUACAAAUUACUAAGUUCCGUAGCACGACUCCCUUUGCAGCCCUCUUGGAAGGCCUGACGAAAGCCAAGUGCCCUUCCGGCAUGGCUGCGAUCAGGAGGGCCGUGUCGGAGUUCGGGGCUCGCUGGACGGUUCCCACCUUCGGGCAGCUGCUGAAAGGCAUCAUCGAGCUCCGCGCCGUGGCCCAGGGUCGAGAGCUGGUCGACUUCGCCGUCGCCACCGGGGCGCCCUGGGGCCAGGACGGUCAUGUGGUCUUUCGUGGCGACUAUGCGUUCCAGGCCAUGGUGCCUCUCCUCAUGGAAGCCGAGCUUCUGGACGAGCCAGCUUCCAUGGAACUUCUUGAAAGGUCUCUGACAGAGUGUGAGCAGAAGAAUUUCAUGGGAGUCUUGUUGGAGGGCGGCGGGACCGUCUUCUCCGAACUGGUAUCUGAUCUUGUCUCCUAUGGCAUCUUGGGAACGCCGAAAGGGGAUGCCCUUAUCGAUCUCGCGAUGGAGCAUGGCGCCGACUGGGCCUGCCUGGAUGGGUGGAACGGCACGCCUUUCGAGGAGAUCACCCGUCUGGCUUUGCAGAGCAACCCGAGGCGGAAGACCACCAUCUCGCCGGAGGCUGCACUUGCCUACACCGGUAAAGUACUGCAGAAUCAUCCGCGGCCCGGUCUCCUCUGGAACGGUUCGAAGAAUCGGACGGAGGACGGCCACGAGGAGUCGCAGGGAGCCUUUCGAACCCUGCUCUGCGGUUUGGCCGAAGAGAAGCGCAUCGGGCAGCCGAUCUCUCACGAGUUUUUGAAGAUGGCAGAGGAGACGGGAGCUAGGUGGGAUGCUAUUCAUUGGAAUUACACGCCUCCGUGGGGGAUUUACCAGGUCGGCAGCCUCAGUGUCUUCCACUCCUUUGUCCAGGACCUCGCACGGGCGGGUGCCUUACGGCACCCCGACGGGGUCGACAUGGUGGCCCGUGCUUUGGAGAAUGGAGCCGACUAUCGGAUGGAUGAUCCGAAGCCUCCGGGGCCGAAGCGCAUCGCGGUGGAUCUUCCCGGAUUGGUCUGGGGCUGCCGGAGGGAGACGGUGCGCCUGCUUGCCUUGCUUGCCUCUGGAAGGGCCUUCCCCUGUGAGCCGGCGGACAGAGAGGGAGAUCUGGCAGAUCUGGUGGCUUCCUUAGUUGCACUGGCCCAGUUCGUGCAGGCGGCUCAGCAUGCCUCCGCGUUGCAGGUUCGGCAUCCCAUCGUGAAGUCGAUACUGGGCUUUCUUCCUCGUGUCCCGCCAGUGCUAGGGUACGAGUUCACGGACUUCCGCAAGGUGGCGCAUCAUCCGCAGCCUCUUCGUGGCGAGCGCUCCCUCUCCCGCGUCCUCUCCGACGACCUGGGACUGGUGGCGAGCGUUGGCGUGGAGGAGCAGACGGAUUCUACUGGUACCAUGUGCUUGGUGGUCUUCUACACCACGCCUUUGGGCUUCAACAAGUCCGAGGCCAUCCUGGAUGUCUUCUUUGCCUACCUCGGUGCCCUAAGGGCACAAGGUGUGGACAUGGACCUGUACAAGAGCCUCCAGGACAUGGUGAAGCUGCAGUGGAAUUGGAAGCAAGAAGCAGAUCCGUACGGGACAGUGUCGGACCUGGCCGAGGUGAUGACAAGGCUGCCCAGGGACAAGCUGUUGUCAGGCGACUCGCUCAUCGAGCAGCCGGAUGCAAGCCUGCUGCUGGGCCUCAUUGAGGACCUGACGCCGAGCAACAUGAACUUGGCCCGGGUAUCGCCCUCGGGCUUGGGUGAAGCACCCCUCAAGGAGGUGGGGAGCAAGAUCAGGACGCUGCAGUACUACGACGCAAAGUAUGUCAAGCAGACCCUGGAUGAGGAGAUUAUCCGAACUCAUAUUUACACUUUCAUCUUCAACCAGGACGCCGAUGUGAAGAAAACCAAGCUCGCUGCCGAGCUCGCCAACGGACGAUUGGCCAUGGUCGCUCUGAUGGCGAUGCUCUUCCAAAACGGUGCCCUGGAACCGUGGGCACCACCGGUCCGGCUAUGUGGCUUCCGGCCGCCUGAGACGUUGAGCGCGAGAGAGCUCCGCGUGUAA